UUGAACUCGAACGGGGCACGGAUAUCGGACCUCAUUCGCAACUGUCUGUGCAGCAAUUAGAAACAUGUGACGUUGAAGUUUGAACAAUUUUCUGAAAAAUAAAUUUGUACACAGUCAGUUUCAACAAAUUACAAGGCGAUGUCAGCCCACGAAAGAGAAAACCCCAAGAAACAAUUGCUUUGCUAUACGCUUGAUGGAUUUAUUUGUCGCGUUUCCCAUGUUGCCUGCCGGCGCGGUAGAACUGGCAAGAAAACCAUUACUUACGGGCAUCACGUGUGGAUCGGUGAAAAAUGAUUUGCUAUUUCCGUGGAGUGUGAACCAAAAGGAAUGAGCCCCCUUCUAAUUUAUUAUUUGAAUUCCAUAGGAGUGAAAAGGUCAAGAAGCAACCAUGCCGGCGAACUGCAAGAAAAAGAAACACCGGAAACACAAAAGUCAAAAUCGCCAGCAUGCAUCAAGCGACACGGAGGAUGAAUCAGGCAAAAGCAACAGCAAACAAGGCCCAUCAGCUUCAGCCUCAGAGGAGAUCAAUAAUAACAAGCCAUAUGCCGUGCGAUAUUCAGAUACUUGGGGUCGAUUUUUAGUGGCAGCCCGAAAUCUCAAAGCUGGUGAACAAAUCAUCAAGGUGGAGCCUUUGGCCAUGGGCCCUUGGGCUGCUAGCGAUCCUGUCUGUCUUGGCUGUUACAAACGUUUCGCGAAGGAUUCCCGAAUUAUAAAAUGUACUGGCUGUGGUUGGCGUAUUUGCUCUCCAACCUGCAGCGGUCUUUCCGCCAAUGAGCCCCACAAAAAACUGGAAUGUAUUCCCCUAAAAGAGCACAACGUGGGUAAUCUUUUCGAAACGGGCUCCGCUGAGCAAAUAAAACUAAUGUACGAAGCUAUUUUUGCCCUACGCUGUCUGCUGCUGAAGAAGAUUGACCCGGAACGAUACGCUAUGCUACUGGAAAUGGAACCCCUAAACGAACUGCGGCAGCAAAUAUCUUCGCUGUGGAAACGCAAUCAAGAAUUGAUAGUGAAUCGGAUUCGUGAUGAGUGGAAGUUCGACGAAUUUACCGAUAGUGAAAUCCACACCGCGUGUGGUAUAAUCGAGGUCAAUUCGUUCCAGAUUGGGCAGGACGAUGUCUUUGCUCGAGCCCUGUAUCCGGAAGCGUUUUACAUCAUGCACGAUUGCACUCCGAACACCACCCACACAGACGAUCCGAAAUCUCGUGUGCUAUCGAUAAGGCUGACCAACGACCUGAAGGCAGGCGAUCCAAUUACACUUUCCUAUUCAUACACCCUGCAAGGAACGCUAAAACGAAGGCAGCAUUUGUUCGAGAGCAAGUUUUUCUGGUGCCAAUGUAAACGAUGCUCUGACCCUACCGAGUUUGGUACGAAUUGCAGCUCCAUUAAAUGCACCAAAUGCCCUAAAGGUUACAUUCUCGCAACCGAUCCACUCAAUCAAGACGCGGAUUGGAAAUGCAAAACUUGCUCUCAUAGCAUGUCAGCCAAAAUCAUUGUUCAGCUUCUGGACAGACUUUUCAAAGAAAUGGAUACCAUUGAUGGGAACAGCGUCGACUUGUACGAACAAUUCAACACCAAAUAUCAGAACACCUUACAUCCCAACCAUUACCUCUUUCUAUCGACAAAGCAUUCACUUUGCCAAUUGUAUGGUAAAAUCUCCGGUUAUCUCAUAUCCGAAAUGAGUCUGCAACAAAUAAAACACAAGGAAAAAAUAUGUCGCGAUCUUCUUUCGGUGGUUGAUACCUACGAGCCGGGAAUGAGUCGUCUGAGGGGAGUCAUCAUGUACGAGUUACAUGCACCAAUCAUGAUCCAGAUAAAAUACCAAUCGGAAUCCGGCCAAAUCAACCCAAAUCAACUGAGAAGGAUGCUCACUGAAGUGAUGCAUCUUCUCAAACAAAGUGCCCAAAUUCUUUCGUUCGAACCUUCAGGAUCUCAAGAACACGAAAUGGCUGUGGCUGCACGUGACGCUCUCUUAAACAUGCAAUCAUAGAAUGGUAUUGAAAAUUAUUUGAUUUUUUCCUACGAAAAUAGCAUGUUCAAAAAAUGUGAUAUAUUUUUGGAAUAAAAUUUAUCUAAAUACUAGUCAAACCAGCAAUGUAUAUUUUCAAAACAACUAAACUC
Messenger RNA from Armigeres subalbatus, 2118 nucleotides. It is a transcript of the gene SmydA-4, whose product is annotated as SET domain-containing protein SmydA-8. Gene Ontology annotation, molecular function: protein binding. NCBI's taxonomy places the organism in Eukaryota, Metazoa, Arthropoda, Insecta, Diptera, Culicidae. The coding region runs from base 389 to 1987 and encodes 532 amino acids. The transcript has 5 exons. The record is from RefSeq and is a predicted model, not a curated record.